Daphnia pulicaria is the source of this 2798-nucleotide messenger RNA. Its product is annotated as ankyrin repeat domain-containing protein 12-like. Lineage: Eukaryota; Metazoa; Arthropoda; Branchiopoda; Diplostraca; Daphniidae. Gene Ontology annotation, molecular function: protein binding. Bases 177 to 2507 code for a protein of 776 amino acids. The record is from RefSeq and is a predicted model, not a curated record. The transcript has 9 exons. Gene Ontology annotation, cellular component: nucleoplasm.
GGGAGAGAAAUCGAGGGAACGAGAAGAUAACGUGCAUGAGAGUCUAAGUGAAAUGUGAACGUAAUUUGUUAUGUUAAGUUAUUAAAUGCCAAAAAUUUGCAUUUUUUUAAUUAAUUGUGGUUUUGAGAAAGUGUGGUAGUCAAUUGUGAGAAAAAUGAACAACUCGAGAUUGUGAUAUGGAUCACAGCUAUUCAUCAAAUGUGAACAAAUCACCUGUCACCAACAACAUGAAGCCACUCAGGGAAACUCAGCUUACUGAGAGACAACAAAUGGCUAUGCUUCUUCAGAUGACUUCUGAAGACAAUGCCACACCUACCAGAAGAGGAAGAAAUGAUUUUGAAUCACCAUGUUCAGGACAGAAAUCUGUUAACCGAAGAAAUGAGAGGGGUGAGACUCAGCUACAUGUUGCUGCCAUUCGGGGAGAUGUUCACAAAGUCAGAGCAUUGAUAUCCCAAGGGGCUGAUGUAAAUACUGAAGAUUAUGCAGGUUGGACACCAUUGCAUGAGGCUGCAAAUCGUGGCCUGGUUGGUGUAGCUAGAGAACUUCUCAAAAGUGGAGCUAAAGUAAAUGUGAUGGGACUUGAUGGUGUUACCCCAUUACAUGAUGCAUCAGUCAAUGGUCAUACAGCCAUGAUUGCGAUCUUAUUACGCUAUGGAGCAAAUCCAUCUCUGAAAACAUCUUCACACAAAACAGCUUUAGAUCUAGCAGCCUCUUCUCAAGUAAUUAGGCUACUUGCACAAGAUAACCUGCAAGAAGAAGGGACCACUGAUGAAAAUUCACCAGAAGGGGUAUCAAGUCAUACUGUUGAUAGUUCUUGGAAGAUUCAAAAGCAAACUCCCCGAAGUCGAAUUGUACGUAAUCUACGGCUUGACUGUUUAUCCCCUUCGCAAACUCAUGUGAUUAGUCGCGACAAAAUGGAACCUAAUAUCAGUGUAACAACAGAAGACAAUAAAGACGCAAAACUACCCACAGAAAAUGAAACUGUGACGGCAGCUUCAGCUUUAAACAGUGAAGAUGGAGUUAAAGAAGAACCUAAGGAGACAGAACCUACAUCUGAAACUCCAACCACUCAAAAGAGAACACUAGAUGGAGAGGAAGAAGACGAAGACUCCAAAAAGAAGCGAAGAAAAGAGGAAUCAAAAGAAACAAAACCUCGAGCUGGAUCUAGUGCUCGAAGUAAGGAUAGGAAGAGCCCCAAUACUGUACAAACAGAUGGUCCCCCAAAUGACAGUGAUGAUGACAAGAAAGAACCUCCACAAAAAGUCCCACCACUAAAAAUAGUUCUGUCUAACUCAAAUGAAGUUGACACUAGCGUUAGGUCAAAAAGUGGAAAUGGCAGAGGAUCUUUAGCUUAUGUGGUUUCCACUAGUGAUGAAAAAAAUGAGAACAGUAAUGGGGGAAGUGAAAAGGGUGAAGAAAAAGUAACAGAUUCCAAAGAUGGAGAGAAGAGUGGCACAUCUUCCAAUGGUGGGAGGGUAACUAGAAGUUCCCAAAGAGCUGCUGCCACUGCAGCUCAUUCUACUCCAACAUCAGGGCAAAAUAGUGCCAACCAAUCUCCCACCUCAAGCCCAACACAGAAUCCCACUAAUCAGACUCCAUCACCAGACCCAGGUGAAAUGGCGAGUACCGAGCAGCCACCAGCUACGAGUGUCCCCAAAACGGAAGAAGUCAAAACAGAAGAACCUGUAGUCGAAGUUCAUCCUAGGAAGAGGAAACUACGUCCUCGUGAACCUGAACCACCCGUAGAACCGGUUGUUGCUGCUACCGAGAAAACAGUGCAGCAGCCCCCAGAGAAUGUCACACCUCCUUUACCCCUUACCAAUUGUUAUGAGAUGUAUUUCAGUAUAAGGAAGCAGAUCGAGCGUCGUCACCGAAAUUUGCUUCCUGUUCAACCUAAACCGCCACAGGGUUUCAAAGACUAUUUGAUGAACCGCUGCACCUACGUGAUAGCAGGCAAUGCGGCUUCUCGCUUGUCGGUCCCUGUCGUUUCACCACCCCCUUCGUUACCACCACCCAUGCGAGAUUUAUUUGCAGAGCAAGAGAAAGAAAGAUAUCGGUUAAGAAUGCAGCAUUUAAUUGAAAAAGAAAAGCUUGUUCUAUCGGUAGAGCAAGAGAUAUUGCGAGUCCACGGACGAGCGGCUCGUGCGUUGGCCAACCAGUCUCUUCCUUUCUCUGUGUGCACACUUUUAAAGGAUCAAGAAGUUUACUCAGCUCUGACUCCGGAGCAAGAAGAAAAAGAUCGCAACGCUCGGUCUCGUUAUAACGGACGUCUUUUCCUUUCCUGGCUGCAAGAUGUCGACGAUAAAUGGGAGAAAAUCAAGGAAUCUAUGUUGUUACGCCACCAUAACGAGGCAGAGUCGUUGCAUGCUGUCCAACGUAUGGACUGGGAAUGGAAAAUCAAAGAAUUGGGAUUAUGUGAACCACAGAACAAACCUGUCGUUGAUGAACUUCACGUUCCCAUGGUGAAUGUAUCGGACGAUUUUGAUUUCAACUAUAACAGUAACUAAUUCCUUGGUAGCUGUUUUUUGUGUCCAACCGGAAAAACCCAAUUGGCGCCAAUUGAAUUUUCGGUGUAUGUGUUAUGACUUACGAUUAUCUUUUUUAAUAUUGGGAAUGAGUUAUUUGAUGAGCUAACUUUGGCACGCUGUCGACCCCUUUUGCCUGAUGCUUGCAUAAUCUUCUCUAUGGAUUUAAACACAAAUUUCAUAAAACUUUGUGUGUUGAUGCCAUUAAUUUGACGUUAAAAUUUGUACAGGGUGAAAUGAACAUAUUGGAAAUAAAAUUUUGUUUUCAAUUCA